Molecule: messenger RNA, 818 nt
Organism: Schistocerca cancellata (South American locust)
Lineage: Eukaryota; Metazoa; Arthropoda; Insecta; Orthoptera; Acrididae
Exons: 3
Coding region: 5-448 (147 amino acids)
Cellular component (GO): membrane
Source: RefSeq, a predicted model, not a curated record
CGUUAUGGGCUUUGCAUAUCAGUCCUACUUCUACAAUUAUGCAGAGAUAUACUUUGAUCAUCUAGCAUUGACGUAUUUGGAAAAUCCUCAGCCAGUUGAUGAUAUACAAAUCAAUCUGGACUGCUGUGGUAAAAUUGAUGCAGGUGACUGGUUCAACAUCACUGGAUUUAUUCCAGCAUCAUGUUGUCCAAAAAGGAAUCCUGGAAUAACAGAAAGUCGCUGCAGAAUACCUGAAGACUUUUUCACUGUAACUCCAUAUGGAUGCCUGAGCAGACUUGAGGCAUUGCUGGAGCAUGAAAUUAUUGCAGUUCUUCUGAUACUGAUGCUCGGUGUUCAGAUAACACAGGCGCUGCUCUUCUGUACAGCCUGCAUUGGAAGUGCAAGUUUACGAAUGCAAGAAAAACAGAACACUACAAUAACUGCUUCAGGAACCACCAAUGAGAGAUGAAGUGAAAUGUAUACAUAGCAACUAUUUGGACUGACUUUGAAUCUCUACAAUGUUUGGAAAGUGUUGAAACAGCAACCUGACUGUAUAAAUGAAUAAGGUUGUCACUCAUAUUUGGCAAAAUGUGUCCAGAUGUAACUAAUCUUAAUACUGAUACAAGGACAUAAGAAAAUAAGUUUUACUUCACAUAGAGCUCUGUAUUCUAAACAGGAACACACAAUAACACGAACAGAUCAGUAAAGAGGACCUGUAAUGUCAUGAGGCUGAAAAUAUUUUAAUUGACAGAUGUGAUAAAUGAGCAUCUUCAAUAUGUUUCAAAAGAAGCAAAACAUGAAAAACUUCAUGACAAAUUAAACUGAUUCCAGGCCAGUAC